UAUACACAGCAUUCUUCGAGGUUGUUCGCAGCUGUUUUUGCCUCUGUGACACCUGGCACAUAAGAAAGGAACAACAAUGUUGGAGGCAGCUUUUCUUGUGCCUGGAGCUGUCGUGGGUGAUCUGCUUGAUCUGCGUUUGAGUUUGCACGUGUAUGCUGUGAAAAUGCCUCCGCGGAAGCGGUAUCUUGAAUAUGGAGCCGACAUAGCAGACCUACCAUACACAACGAAAAAAAGAUUGUUUGACGAGCGCGAAACGGACCUGCAAGCGCCUGACGAGACCGAUGAGUGCACGCCUGCCGAGAGCGACGACUUAUUGCCUGCCGAAAGAGAUGGCGGCUCGUCUGCUGAAAGCGACGACCACUCUGUGCCUGCCGAAAGCGACGACCACUCUGUGCCUGCCGAAAGCGACGACGACUCUGCACCCGCCGAAAGCGAUGACUCGCUUGCGUCAAGUCCUAGUGCUACCCGCGCCACACCACCGCCGCCAACACCACAACCCGGCGGCUCUCCAGGAACUCGGCAAGAACCGCAAGAGGAGGCCCAGCUAACCGCCAAUGACCUGUUAGCGCUAUCCGUGGGCUUCAUCAUAGAGUUCGGACUCCCGUGGAAGGCGGUCGAAACUCUACAGAAGAUGAUGUCCUACGUUCUGAAAAGAUGCGACGUGCCGGCAACCAAGUACUUGUUUAAAAAGAACGCCGGUAUCACUGUUGAGACUGCCAAGUUUCAUUUUUACUGCAACGACUGCAAAAGACUAGUCGCCUCCACAUCGGGUCGCCUUGCUGACCGCAACGCAGUUCAGGCCCCCUGCCCCAACUGCGGCAAACUCUGUGAUGGUCGGCAGAUGUUGAUUGACGGCCACUUUUUUUUUAGCAUGCCGAUCCGGAAACAGAUAACAGAGUUGCUUUCGAGAGAAGAAAUUUCUAGUGCUCUAACUAAGCGCCUGCAAGAAAUAGAUGCUCACCACGACAAUGGCAGUGAUGGGAUGUCGGAUAUUUCCGACGGUGACGCAUACAAAGCCGUCCGGGAAAAGAUGGAUUUGCACGAUUUAACGCUGACCAUCAAUUCCGACGGAAGUCCGCUUUUCAAUUCCUCCAAAUACUCGAUAUGGCCGGUGCAAGUGAUGAUCAACGAACUUCCGCCACACCUCCGGCACAAGAAUGUCCUCGUCACCAUGCUGUGGUAUGGACAGACCCAUCCCGACAUGCCACUACUGCUGACGGCCUUCGUUGAUCAAAUGGAAGACUUAUCUUGUGAGGGAAUUACCUGGGAGGCAGGCACAAGAACUGUUUGUUCAAAGAUCCAUUGCUUCAGCUGCUGCGCUGAUGCCCCUGCCAGGGCAAUUAUGCAAAAUAUGUUGCAGUAUAAUGGGCACUACGGGUGUGGAUGGUGCCUGCACCCUGGAACUGUCAUCAAUGGAACUGUCAAGUACACUGUUGAUGAAGUGGUGGAGGACAGGGACACGGACCGGACCCUGGCACUGAUGAAGAGAGCGGCUGCCAGCGACAAGCCCAUCAAAGGCGUAAAGGGUCCAACACCCCUCAUGAAUCUCCCCAGAUUUGACGUAAUCUGGGGAUUUACACCAGAUUAUAUGCAUUGUGUUUUGCUCGGCACAACGCGGCAGCUCACAGAGCUGUGGCUGACCAGCGUGGGAGAGGAUUUCUACAUUGGCUGUCCAGCACUUUUUGAUGCACUUGAUCAGAGGCUGCUUAGUAUGAAACCACCAUCAUGCUUCCACAGACUGCAACGGUCGCUUUCCGUACGGAAGUACUGGAAAGCGACCGAAUGGCAGCAGUGGCUUCUGUGCUUUUCUUUACCAUGCUUGGAUGGCAUACUGCAUUCAAAGUUUUUGUGUCACUUUGCCUUACUAGUAAAAGGUAUUUAUCUUUUGCUGCAAGACAAUGUCACCAAGGGUGAUGUCACAGAGAGCAUCAAUUGUCUCGUGAAGUUUGUUGUUGAUGUCCAGGUGCUUUAUGGUGAGAAGCAGAUGACAUUCAACAUCCACCAGAUGCUACACCUGUCCAAAAGUGUGCUGCACCAAGGCCCACUGUGGGCACAUUCUUGUUUUGCCUUUGAAUCAAAUAUUGGCCAGGUGAAGGAGCUUGUUACAUCGGCCAAGGGUGUGCCAUUGCAAAUUGUGGAGCGCCUUAUGAUGAGAAGUUUGUUUCCUGGCCUAAAAGCCUUAGCUUGUCCUGAGACACAGUCAUUUUUAAGUGGAGGCAGCGUCUCAAAUCGAGGGACUGUCGCACCACUUGGCAAGCCACGGCAAGUGCCACUACCACUUUUGGAGUUGGCCCAGAGCCAGAUUGGACAUAUUAUAAGCGGUCAAGUGAUGGAGCAUGAUAGGGUUGCGGUGUCCCAGUUUGUGUUCCAUAGUGAGCAGUAUGGAAGACCGAACAAAACUGACUGCACAGCUGCAAUCUUACCAUCCAAAGUGUACAUAAAAAUUGAGCACUUGCUGUCUUUUCAGGACACAAAUGGACAGGCCAAGAUUUUUGCCGUGUCACCUAGAUUUGUAACAACACCUGUUCAAAAAUGCACUCACAUUGUGAAAGCGCGCCAGGUGCCUCCUGGACAUGCUGCCAGUAAUCUACUCGUUGAAAUAGCGCCUGGUGUUGUGCCCUGUGUAUACAUGCACACUGGGGCGAAUAGCUACUUUGUGUCUUUAGCCUUUAAGGCUCUUUUUAGAAGUGAGUAAGCUGGGUCCCUCUUCCUGUGUUGCACAAAAGAGCAGUCUCUGUAGCUCGAUCCUACUUGCCAAAUAAAUAGAAGUUGCUUCUCGUCAUCAAGUACCAGAAAAAGGCCAGUUGGUGUCUGUCUCAAAUUCUUAGCUUUGCUAGCUAACUGCUUCAACUGCUGCCAGCUCUGGCCCAAUCAAAUUUGCCAGCUCAUGCUCACGUGGCACAAAUUCUAAACACUUGCUUGUUUAAGCUGUACCCCGGCUUGUCCCACCUGAUCUCCAGCUCAUAUGCCACAUGUUUUUACAACAGCGGCCAAAAUAUUAAAAAAAAGGAACUUUAGAGCAUUCAAUAUUGCGUUUAGAGCACUCAAUAUUGCCAUUAGCUUGUCCGACUUUUCAAUCACAUAUAGUAUCAAGACUGUGCAAUUAAGCACCUAAUUUUACAAAUGUAUGUUAACUAACUUUUUAAUUAGUAAAAAUAAACAUUUAUGUUUCAACUAGAAACUUCAUGGGGAUCGUUGAAAACCACUAAAUCAGUCAAAUUUAGAAAGGUAGGCAGCGCGUGUACCGUCUCCUGAGAAUGCGUCGCGCACCGCUGGAUUUUUCAGUUCUCAUCCACAUUUUCUCUCAGAGCGGCCGCCAGGUCGGGCAAGCUAAUGGUAAUAUUGAGAGUGCUUUAAGCAUAUGUUGGCCAAUCUCAGCAAAAACACCUAUAUCAGCAGCUCCAGCUGAACCCAACUAUGUGCCAGCUAAGAACCAGCUGGACAGCUUAGUGCUUGCUGGUCCCAGCUAAGUGCUUGCUGGUCCCAGCUAAGUGCUUGUUGGUCCCAGCUGGUUCCAAUUAAGGGCUAGUUGGUCCCAGCUGGCCCCAACUAAGGGCUAGCUGGUCCCAGCUAAGGGCUAGCUGGUCCCAGCUAAGGGUUAGCUGGUCCCAGCUAAGGGCUAGUUGGUCCCAGCUAAGUUCCAGCUGGGACCAGCUGAAACCAACUGGGACCAGCUGAAACCAACUAGGACCAGCUGGAACCAACUAGGACCAGCUAGAUACCAACUGGAUA
Messenger RNA from Ixodes scapularis (black-legged tick), 3732 nucleotides. RefSeq lists its product as uncharacterized. Lineage: Eukaryota; Metazoa; Arthropoda; Arachnida; Ixodida; Ixodidae. The transcript is spliced from 4 exons. The coding region runs from base 77 to 2695 and encodes 872 amino acids. The record is from RefSeq and is a predicted model, not a curated record.